AUCCAUCGUCACAACUCUAUCCGGGAUGCAAUAUUUUCAGCAGCACAGACAGCUGCUUUAGCGCCCCGGAAGGAGUUGCCAUCUCUCGUGCCCUGCUCCCAAUCUCGCCCUGCUGACAUUUUCCUCCCUAACUGGGAAAGAGGUCGUCCAGCCGCACUUGACGUCUCCGUCAUUUCCACUCUGCAACAGCUUACUUUGAAUGGUGCAGCCAGUGUCCAAGGGCACGCAUUGAGAGUAGGAGAAGAGAGGAAGAUGGCCCUUCACGCAGCCUCAUGCCGGGCUGUGGGAGUGUCGUUUGUCCCUCUCCUGGUCGAGUCUCUCGGAGGCUGGAGUGAUCUCGCUGCCAAAACCCUCCAGUAUCGGUCGGCUCCUAGGGCAGCGGCUGGGCUUACCUCCCUCCGAAACCACCCGUCACCUCUUCCAACGGUGCGCUAUUUGCCUCUGGAGAGGAAAUGCAACUCUGUGGCUUCACCGUUGCCCAAUGCCUCCCCCGCACAUUGACAGUAUUAUUUAGCGUUUUUCUUUGUUGUUUUUGUUGUUGUUGUUUUGUUGUUGUUGUAUUUUGUCUAUUUGUUUGUUUGUUCUUUGUUUUUGCUUUUUUUUUGCUUGUCUAUUGUAUCGUUUACUUCUCAAAAAGGAUUAUACUCUGAUCUACACAUGUAGUCCAAUGUUUUGCGUAUUAUAAUACUGAUACUACUGACGCCUGGGAGAGCGCAGUUUACUACGGCUACACGCAGCGGUCAGUCACCCACUGAGUUCUGUAAACCAAAGCGGUCAGUCACCCUGAGAUCGACGCCAUGGGAGCUCCGAAGUUUUUUUUAUAAGCGUACCCACCGGGUCAUCAGCCCCGCAGUUUCUUGGAGAGCGAGUCAGUGCAGUCACCAAGCGGGAUAAUGUCAGACGUGCGUACGACGAGCGAAGACGACCACGCGAGCGAGACUGCGACCGAGCGAGCGGCACAACUGGCAGAGACCGCCGCGGACAACGAACAGGUGGACGCGCAAGGUCAAGUGGCGACGGACGGAGGCCUUGAAGUAGAUCAGACAGCGGCGGCCGAGGGCUCAACCGACGGUUUCUCACGGACUGUCGAACAAGGGGGCGGGGCAGUACAUGUAGCAGAACCGACUGCUGCGCGAGUGGUGGAACGUCUAAGAAUUAGAUGGGGGUGCAACAACUCCAAAAAAUACGACGGGAAGGUGGAGGAUGUCCCAGCUCAGUGGGUGAUCGAUGGGAGUUUGGCUGACAGUGAACAUCGGGAGAGGAAAAACCUGGGCUGGGACAGUGACGGAGAUAUUAUACCAGCAAAAUCCUCUGGAUUGGGCUCUCCCCAUUAAGCGGAGCAGACAUCAAUCACCGCACUGCCACCAGCCCGGCCCAUCACCUCCUGCUGCUAAUUUUGUUGCUGACCAGAAACUGUGCAAACCUAGGAAAAAAAGGAAGGGAAAAGAGAGAGCUGAACAAGAUAGUGAGUGUGAUAAUGGAGAAAAACCCUGCAAGAAGUUGAAGCAUGAGAAACUGGAAAAAGGGAGAGGUGGAAGAAAGGGAAAAGAGAGUGGCAAGCUAUUGAAGGUUCACGAGAAAGGAGAGCCAAUCACAGACACGAGCCCUACUAAACUACCAACCAGGAAGGCGGAUACAUUGUGUGAAGAUAAAACUUUGGAAACUGCAUCCAAAGGUGGCAGGUGCAGCUGGUUGAAAAUGUCACUCAAAAUCUUCAUCAGAUGACUAAAGCUAUUCAUGAAGGGUUUGAGAAGUUAUGCAGCUUCUUUCCACCAGCUUCUACAUCAAUCAUACCGGCCCCACCAGCUCCCACAUCAAUCGUACCGGCCCCACCAGCUCCCACAUCAAUCGUAUUGGCCCCACCAGGGUCCCGGGGAGACGGCCCCCCAAAGGGGGGCAUGACAACACUCCCGACCACUCCCAGUGGGACUGGACUGCAGAGAAAGAGGCUCCUGACCUCACUGUCUCCUUGUCCUUGAGAGGUGCAAGGUCUUUGAGGCAGGAGUAGCCAUGCACACAAACACCAGACAAUAACUAAUACAGUUUGGCUCAAUAAAAGACCAGUAAACUGUAGAUGAAUAAACUACUUGUAGAAACCUCCAAAUACUCACUGCGGGAACCUAAAAUAGAGGCCCACAGACUCACUGGGGAACCUAGAACCCAGGUCUACUAACUCCACUGGGGAACCUAGAAAACCCAGGUCCGCUAAUCCACUGGGGAACCUAUAGAACUCAGGCCCACACACUCACUGGGGAACCUAGAACUCAGGCCCACACACUUACUGGGGAACCUACAACUCAGGCCCACACACUGACUGGGGAACCUAGAACUCAGGCCCACACACUUACUGGGGAACCUAGAACUCAGGCCCACACACUGACUGGGGAACCUAGAACUCAGGCCCACACAUUCACUGGGGAACCUAGAACCUAGGCCCACUAAACCACGGGGGAACCUAGAACUCAGGCCCACACACUUACUGGGGAACCUAAAACUCAGGCCCACACACUUACUGGGGAACCUAGAACCCAGGUCUACUAACUCCACUGGGGAACCUA
Molecule: messenger RNA, 2558 nt
Organism: Geodia barretti
Lineage: Eukaryota; Metazoa; Porifera; Demospongiae; Tetractinellida; Geodiidae
Source: the annotation of a GenBank genome assembly